GCCUUCAAGAUGAACGACUCCCAUAUCUACGGUGGCAGUGAAUCGAACUCAGAGUUCUGGCACAUAGAAAGACCCCUGGCCUGUGUGAUCCUUGGCUUGUCUUUCCUCAUUGGGGUCCCUGGAAACCUGCUGGUCAUUGUGAUCAUUCUGCGCCACAUCAAACACAGAUCCCACACCAUGGUUCUGAUCCUGAACCUGGCUGUUUGUGACUUUGUGGUCCUCAUCACUCUGCCUGUUUGGAUCUACUCUCUGGCUGGUGCCUGGGUCUUUGGAGAGACGUUCUGCAAGGCAAUGGUGUACGUAAUCUACUCCAGCAUGUACGGCAGCGUGUUCUUGAUCACAUUGAUGGGCGCAGAUCGCUUUGUAGCCAUCAUCUACCCGUUUGCAUUGCAGUACUGGAAGAAGAAAGGUGUCUUACUCAAGGCUUUGGCUGUCAUCUGGAUCCUGGCUUUCCUGUUUGGCGUUCCCACUAUUCUGACACAGAGGGUUGACAAUGUGGAUGGGAAGCUGCAGUGUACUGUCCGGGUGUACACUUCAGAGAUGCAGGAGGUUGUUUGCCUGGUACUGGAGACCUUGGUGGGUUUUGCCAUUCCCUUCUCUGUCUUGUCCAUUUGCUACGCCUGCGUGGGGAGACGUAUAAAGCAAAUGACUUUCAAGACCAAACAGAAAUCGGCUUCACUGAUUGCCAGCGUGGUGAUCGCCUUUGCCCUGUGCUGGUUCCCUCACCACAUAUUCAACCUGAUGAUGGUGGUGUCUGUGCUGAUAAGAAAGUCAUAUCCAGAAGCAGCAGACAGGCUUGAUGAAGUGGCCCAGACUGGGGUCUUGGUCUCUGGAGCCUUAGCCUUCAUCAGCAGCUGCAUUAACCCCUUGCUGUACGCCUUCGCUGCACGCCGGUUCCGAAGCAGCCUGAGCGAGUCAGGAUUCAGAAACCUCUUUCAUCACAUCACCACCUCCACCUCACCCGAGAAGACAAACGAAAUGUCAUUUAUAUCAAGAAAACAAACUUCUCAAACCGACCACAGUGUUCAGAGCACUCCGACAGUCUAAAUACGUGACUUGCUGGUACCCAUUUAUUCCCUAUUUAAUGUCCAUAACUAGGUAUUAUGCUUAACUGGGUGACAUUGUAUGUAUUAGAGUACAUACAGUAAUGUCAUAUAUACCGUAAAUCCCUUUAUAUGCACAAAAUCAUGUUGUUGUUUUAUUUAUUUUUUAAUUUUUUGGAGAUUUUCCAAAACUCAGAAUCAGACAUUUUAGCAUUGAAGGUGAAACAGUAAUCCAAACAGUUGUAUUGUGCACUAUAGACAACAUAAUGCAAUUACCAGCUGUUCAAGUUAGCGGGUAAAUGGACAGCCCAAAAUUAGUUUUAAAAUGUUUUAAAAAGUGCUGAGAGAAGGGGGUUCUAGGAGCCUACGUGGAAUUACAGACAGACACAGAAAGCCCCAUCUCUAAGUGUAAAUGUAUACACAGCACCUUUUUCAGAAUUGUCACAUGAUCUAUUAAUGCUGUAACAAGUUUCAAAAUGCAUUGCGUAGGGAAAUGUACAGAAUAUAUGGAAAUGCACUUGCUCUAGUUUGUAGGUACAAUGCUUAAUUGACAAUUCUGCUUUUUUGUUGUGUGUGUGUGUUAUUAUUAUUAUUGUAUUUUUUCAUGGAUUACUAAAGCCUGUACUACCAUGAAAAUAAGUUCCAGUACUUUGGCAAUACAAUUGUCAUGUUUGUGGUAUUACCCCUGCAUUGUACCAAGGAGGCUGUGUGGUCCAGUGGUUAAAAAAAGGGGCUUGUAACCAGGAGGUCCCUGGUUCAAAUCCCACCUCAGCCACUGACUCAUUGUGUGACCCUGAGCAAGUCACUUAACCUCCUUGUGCUCCGUCUUUCGGGUGAGAUGUAAUUGUAAGUGACUUUGCAGCUGAUGCAUAGUUCACACACCCUAGUCUCUGUAAGUCGCCUUAGAUAAAGGCAUCUGCUAAAUAAAACAAAUAAUAAUAAUAACUGUAUUGCA
Molecule: messenger RNA, 1998 nt
Organism: Acipenser ruthenus (sterlet)
Lineage: Eukaryota; Metazoa; Chordata; Actinopteri; Acipenseriformes; Acipenseridae
Product: leukotriene B4 receptor 1-like
Exons: 1
Coding region: 10-1047 (345 amino acids)
Biological process (GO): immune response; G protein-coupled receptor signaling pathway
Cellular component (GO): membrane
Molecular function (GO): G protein-coupled receptor activity
Source: RefSeq, a predicted model, not a curated record